Molecule: messenger RNA, 2117 nt
Organism: Ceraceosorus bombacis
Lineage: Eukaryota; Fungi; Basidiomycota; Exobasidiomycetes; Ceraceosorales; Ceraceosoraceae
Source: the annotation of a GenBank genome assembly
AUGGCACCUUCUGCAGACACAGCAAAUGCCAGCAAUGACAUCCAAACGGCAUCAGUCGCCACCAAGCGGUCUCGUCGGGCUGCGGAUGAGGACGCAGAGAUGAUGACGUACGGAGACACCUCCGAAGAGGAGGACUACGACAGCAAGAGGUAUAUACCUGCGGCCAAGCGAAGGCAGAUGGAGCUGCAACGCAUCGCAGGUUUGGGCAAGUCAAACGGUGACGGGGCUAGUGCCAGUACUCAAAAAAGGCCAGGAGGUGAGGGCUCUGACCUCGAAGACAACGAAGACGUUGGUGUAAGACAAAGCAAGACUGCUCUUCUGCAUGCCGCACGCGAGCUGAGGGAACGCGAAGCAAAGGAGAAAAAGUCGGAAGCCGAGAAGCAAGCGGAGGAGGAAAGAAAGAUCCUGGAGGCUCACGCUGCCAGGCGGAAGCUGGCUUCCGAUAUGGAGCUGGCAAAGGGCAUAAGCUACACCGAACCCAUCAAGACCAGCUGGACUGCACCAAGAUUUGUGAGAGAGAGGACAGAAGAGGAGAAUGCGCGGCUGAGAGAGGAGAAUCAUGUAGAUGCAGACGGUUUGCACGUGCCACCGCUCAUCACAAAUUUCAGGGUGUGUACAUGCGCCUCCAAGAUUGCACUGGCCGCUCGAGCUGACAUGAUGAGGACCACCUGCAGGACAUGAAAAUACCGGCUCCUCUCAUUGCCUAUCUCGAAAGCAAAGGCAUCAAGAAACCCACUCCAAUUCAGAUGCAAGGUCUGCCUACAGCGUUUGCAGGGCGGGACAUGAUAGGCAUCGCAUUUACUGGUUCUGGAAAGACGCUCGCCUUUAGUCUGCCCAUCGUCAUGUUCUCGCUAGAGGAGCAGAAGAAGUUGCCGUACACCCGCGGCGAAGGUCCUCUUGGCAUGAUCGUUUGCCCAUCCCGAGAGCUGGCGAGGCAAACUUUUGACGGUCUCAAGGCAAUGGCUGAGGUGCUAGCUCAGAGCGGAUACCCCGAGAUUGGCGUAUUGCUCUGCAUAGGCGGUAUCAGUAUGGCUGAACAAGGUCACACUCUGAACAAAGGCUUCCACAUUGUCGUCGCGACACCCGGUAGGCUGCAAGACAUGUUGGAGAAGAAAAAGUUUACGCUGGAGUGCUGCAAGUAUCUAUGCCUAGACGAAGCAGACCGGAUGAUUGACAUGGGCUUCGAAGAGGAUGUCAGGAAUAUCAUGAGCUUUUUCAAGGUGCGUUGAAAGGGCAGACAAGUAUGCAGUUCUCCUCGCAGCGGCUCAUGAACAUGUUCAUUCCGUCUACGCAGCAACAAAGGCAAACCUUGCUUUUUUCUGCGACGAUGCCAAAGAAAAUUCAAGACUUUGCUGAGCAAUCGCUGAUACAACCAGUGGUCGUCAAUGUUGGUCGAGCCGGUGCAGCUAAUUUGGACAUCAUUCAAGAAGUGGAGUACGUCAAGCAAGAAGCCAAGAUGGUCUACCUACUCGAAUGUCUCCAAAAGACGGCGCCACCAGUCGUCGUCUUCUCGGACAACAAGAACGAAGUCGAUGAUAUACAAGAGUACCUGCUGCUCAAAGGUGUAGAGGCAGUUGCCAUUCACGGCAGCAAAACGCAAGACGAGCGAGAGUAUGCGAUCAAAAGCUUCAAGAGCGGCAAAAAGGACGUGAUGGUUGCGAGUGGUGUCGCGAGCAAGGGUCUCGAUUUCAACGAGAUUCAACACGUCAUCAACUACACCAUGCCCAAUCUUGAGGACUAUGUACAUCAAAUCGUAAGUCGUGUCGCGGGCAGCCUGGUCGGGGGCUUCGCAGAAUGUUCAGCAACUUGCUUUCCUUGCUCAGGGUCGUACGGGUCGUAGCGGCAAGACUGGUAUAGCCACGACCUUUGUCAAUAUGAACACAAACGAGCAGACGCUUCUAGAUCUCAAGUAUCUUCUAAUGGAAGCCAAGCAGCGCAUACCCCCAUUCUUGGCAGCCAUCGAAGACCCAAGGGCUAUGGGUGCUGGAGGCAAGCUCACCGGCUGUGCAGUCUGUGGCGGUCUUGGACACAGUGUCAAGGACUGCCCGAAGCUGGAGGAGAACCAAAAGCGACAGACUGCUGGCUUUUCCCGAGGAGACGGUGGUGGAGGCUACUGA